GAUUCGUCAUAUAUGCCAAUUAAAUUUGCAAUUUAUAGACUGCUGUGAAUAAAACGAAAGCAAUAUAAUAAAUUUAACUGUGUCUUUAAUGGAUUGUUCUUCAUAAACCAUAAUUUGACGUAGACGAGAUGAUUAUAGAAAAUCCAGACGUAUUUAAAUCGUGGUUGACGUCCAUAUUGGAACCCCUAUGCGAUGCGGACCCCGCGGCUCUCGCGAAAUAUGUGUACGCCCUCGUUAAGAAAGACAAGCCGCUGGACGAGCUGCGCGACGGGAUGCUGGACCAGCUCGACGUGUUCCUGCAGCAUGAAACGAAACCGUUCGUGGAUAUGUUGUUCAAGUCCCUGGAUAGCCAUGAGUACUUGAAACCGAUUGAGAAGCGGCCUUCGCCGCCGCCCGGGGCGCCCGAGCCGGACCGGGAAGCCGACGCUGAGAAUCACCCCCCGAACGGUACAUCGGAGGAGGCGACCGCCGUGGUGGCCCCCGCGCCGGGCGCCGCCCCCCGCCACCGCGUGGUGGUGUCCCGCAAGCCGUCGCUGUCGGGGCCCACGCCCGCGCCCCCCGCCCCCGCCGCCGCCGCCGCCCCCGCCGGGCCCACCGCGCGGCCCCCGCCCCACGAACACACGCUCGUCAAGGUAUUACCAUUGACUGAAUUACUAAAAGAGCCAGUUGAUCAACCACCCAGAAGAAGAGAUAGACGUGGAGACUCUUUGCGCGACGCAGAAGCACGACGAAGGAGACGAUCUGUGUCAUGGGAGAGGAGACGUGCGCGUCGGCACGACGAGAGACAUGACCACGUGCGCAGACGUGCGUCGCCGCGGUCGCCGUCCCCCCGCGGCCGCUACCGCAACCGCAGCCCGCCCGCCGCCGGGCCCGACCGCCUCGACCGCCCCGACCGACCCGACCGACCCGAUCGACCCGAUCGACCCGAUCGCCUCGACCGGCUCGACCGCAUCGACCGCCUCGACCGGCUCAACAGCAGAUCCAGAUCAAAGUCGCCAAUAAGGAGUCGCGAUCACGAGCGAGAUCGCGACAGACUGCGCGUGACGCGCGAGAUGGACCGCGACCGGAUGUCGCGCGACAGGGACCACCGCGAGCGACUCUCGCGCGACAGAGAGCGCGACAGGUCCCGGGAGCGGUCGCUUGAGAGGUCCCGAGGGUCCCUGUCGCCGCGCCUCGAGCCGCGCCCAGACCUCGACCCCUACAAACGACGCUGUAGAGACUAUGACGAAAAAGGAUACUGCAUGCGCGGUGAUCUGUGCCAGUGGGAUCACGGGAGCGACCCCGUAGUACUGCAGGACGUGCUCGCCGCUCCCCCGCCUGUUCCAGAGUAUAACCCGCUGACGCCGGACAUAUGGGGCGGCGCGGCGGGCGCGGUGGGGGGCUUCCCCCCCUACCCCCCGCACCCCCCGCACGCGCUCCACCUCCACCCCCCCAGGGAACUCAUAUCCAUACCCAGGAUCCGACACGAGCCGGUCGGGCCGGCCCCCCCGCGGCUGCCUGCUCCCAAGCAACGGUCCUUCGACUACAACCGUCUGGCAGGUGCUCCUCGACCGCCGCCGCUGGCUGCCAACGCCAUCAACUGCUCUCUAGAAGUGAAGAAGGUCCCGCGAGGCAUGAACGACAUCUCGCAUCUCAACAACCAUUUCUCUAAGUUUGGAAAGAUCGUUAACAUUCAGGUGAGUUACGAGGGUGACCCCGAGGCGGCCCUGAUCACGUUCUCCAAUCCCACUGAGGCCAACAUAGCGUACAAAAGUACAGAAGCAGUGCUCAACAACAGGUUCAUCAAGGUCUUCUGGCACAACCCUGAGAUUAAGCAAGAUAACUCGAACCACGUGGGCGGUCAACAGAAAAACAUGCAAAUAGACAGACAGAACCCUCACCAUGUGAUGUCACACAACAAGGUGUUCAUCAACCGGGAGAAUAUCAAAGCGACGGCCGACACCAAACAACAAACGGAAAAGCAAACAAAAGAGAUAACGAACGGUCAAGAACCUAAAAAGGAACCGCCAAAAGCAAUUGAGAAGUUCAAGACAAACUCGGAAAUGUAUCAGAGAGCUAGCGAACUACUCGACAAGCAACUACAGCAGCAGAAAUGCUUGAUUGAGAGGCUAGAGUCUGGUAACGUGACCGUUCAGCAAAAACCGGCGUUAGUGGAAGCUAUCAGCUCCGGUCAGCAAGCGAUCGAGAAAUUGAACAACGAGAUCCGUUCCUACGGCAAGAUGCUGGCCGCCGUGAAGGACGAGUCGGUAACGCGAUCUCUCUCUCGGCUGCAACUGGCACAGGCCAACGUGAAGAAACCAAAGACAAGAGAGGAGGCGCAGAGAGAGAUAUUGGAUGCUGAACUGGACCUGUUCACAAAGCAACAGGAGGGUCAAGAUGUCACAGAUCUAGUCAAGAAGGUUGCAGAACUAAGAAGGUUGAUGUCAAUAAACUAUCCACCAAUAAGACGACAACAAUCCAGGGGCGGGCGAUUCAACACAUCAACUCGGUUCACUCGCAACGCUGCCGCCGCACCGAAGACGUUCAGCCAGAACCAGUCGGUGGACCACCGGCCGCGCGCGCUACUCAUCUCCGGCUUUGAAGCUGAUGAAUUGGACGCGCUGGUCGCGCAUUUCUCGCAAUAUGGCCCGGUAUGUCAUAAGGAUGCAAAUCUGACGGUUCCGGAGCUGGUUCUACAGUACCGCGCGCGCGCCCACGCCGAACAAGCGGCGGUUCACGGGAAGCACUAUAACGAGCGGACGCUUUCGGUGACGUGGGUUGCGAAUCCUAAGCCUAUGUCAGCGACGAACGAAGUGGAGCCGCGGGCACCACCGCAAAACGGCGAUAACGGGACCGAGGAGAUUAAAGAUGCAGAGACACCGCCCGAGGUGUCAGAAGAUGUGUUGCUCCGGUUCGAUGAAGAGGAGGAUGAAGACGCCGAGGACCGGUCGUGGAGACGUUGACGUCGCGCCGGCCGCUAGCCGCCGCCCGCACGCAGACCACACGCCGUCCGCACGCAGGGGACACGCUGCGCGCGCGCGCCGGCCAAGCUGCGGACACGCACAGCGCACGCAGCGGCCGCGCUACGAGCUCGUCUCCACCACACCACGGUCGCGGGGCUAGCACUCUACUCUAUAUGUAUAUAUUUAAUGUUGAUAGCCUGUGCGUGACGAACGUAUCUUCGCAUUCGUGGUAGGUAACGCUAGUAACACAUUAUUAGUAUCUGCUGUUUUGUUUAAUAUUAUAUUAUAAUUAAUAUAAUAUCCAUUAUCAUCUGUAAAAUACUACAUACAAUAUUUUAUUAUUAUUAAUAGAUACGUUCACAGUCGCGCACAGAUUGUAAUAGCAUUUAAAACAAUUUAUAUACAUACUCGUUCAGUCACCACUUGCCUAAUGUCAAAGUAAAAGAAUAACAUUUAUUAGAUUGCGGUCCUCCUAAACUAGAAAGCAAUAUAGUGUAAUGUACAGUACUAGAAAACAAUAUUGUACAGUAGACAGUAAGGGAAGUGACCUAAUCUGUACAGGGGUUCCGUAUUUUCCAUAUAUUUCAAACUGGAAAUUACAAUUAUUUGAACAUUUUGUACAACACAUUUAUGAAAGAAAUUUUUAUUUAUUAAACAUAUACGACUUAGAAAAGAAAUCAAUACAAAAUAGAACACAUCACAAUACAUAAUAAGUCCGCCAUAUGUACACAUUGUUUUAGUACAUUAAAGUUAAAAUAAUAAUGACAAUAAUAUGUUUAUUCUGUAAUAGAAACAGAAAUGUUGAGUUGGAGAUAAAUCAUAAGAAAGGAACGCAAUUAUUUAUUUAUUUAAAUAACUGUAUUGACCAAACGAAACAUGGUAUAAAGAGCUAAUUUAAUAGAAGCAUUCUCUACCAAUCGUUUGGUAUGGACAGUCCAUUCAUGAAUGCGGUACUUGACAUAGGUUUGUGAAGUCUAUAACUAAUAAUGCCAGACUAAUUAAAUAAUAUUAAAAUUAAUAAUAACAAGAUCAUAAAAUGUUAAUUAAAAUAAAUAUUGAACCCUUAUGAAAAAUACAUACCAUUUAUAUUUAACUAGCUACGCGUCCAAGCUCCUCACGGGUGUAUAUAUACAUAUA
This is a messenger RNA of Achroia grisella, 4079 nucleotides long. It is a transcript of the gene swm, whose product is annotated as zinc finger protein swm. Gene Ontology annotation, cellular component: nucleus. Gene Ontology annotation, molecular function: RNA binding; metal ion binding. Gene Ontology annotation, biological process: mRNA processing. The record is from RefSeq and is a predicted model, not a curated record. The coding region runs from base 129 to 2942 and encodes 937 amino acids. Lineage: Eukaryota; Metazoa; Arthropoda; Insecta; Lepidoptera; Pyralidae. The transcript is spliced from 25 exons.